AUGAUGGAGAAUUACCAAAAACUGGAGAAAAUUGGUGAAGGCACCUACGGUGUCGUUUACAAAGCCCGGGAUCUCUCUCAUGGCGGCCGCAUCGUCGCAUUGAAGAAGAUUCGACUUGAAUCCGAAGAUGAAGGUGUACCAAGCACUGCCAUCCGAGAAAUCUCUCUUCUGAAGGAGAUGCGAGACCCCAAUAUCGUUCGACUGUUUAACAUCGUCCACGCUGAGGGGCAUAAGCUGUACCUUGUCUUCGAGUUUCUCGACCUCGACCUAAAGAAGUAUAUGGAGGCGCUUCCCAUCAGCGAUGGCGGUCGUGGUAAAGCUCUUCCUGAAGGCUCCGGCCCCGAGUUGGGACGGCUUGGAUUGGGCGAUGGUAUGGUCCGACGAUUCAUGAGCCAGCUUUGCGAGGGUAUCCGAUACUGCCACAGCCAUCGAAUUCUACACAGAGAUCUGAAGCCGCAGAACUUGCUGAUUGACCGUGACGGAAACCUGAAGCUUGCUGACUUUGGUCUGGCACGCGCCUUUGGCGUUCCUCUUCGUACCUAUACUCAUGAGGUCGUCACGCUCUGGUACCGAGCCCCCGAGAUCUUGCUUGGUGGCCGACAGUAUUCCACCGGUGUCGAUAUGUGGUCUGUGGGAUGCAUCUUUGCCGAGAUGUGCACCAAAAAGGCAUUGUUCCCUGGAGACUCGGAGAUCGACCAGAUCUUCAAGACUUUCCGCCUACUAGGAACGCCUACUGAAGAGGUUUGGCCUGGCGUGACCUCUUAUCCCGACUUCAAGGCAUCCUUUCCUAAGUGGAUUCGGGAUACCUCGCAGAGCUUAUGCUCCAACCUCGACGAAGUUGGCUUAGAUCUCCUUGAAGCUCUCCUCGUUUACGACCCUGCCGGCCGAAUGUCAGCGAAGCAAGCCUGCCACCACCCUUACUUCAACAAACUUCAUCAGCAGGGUCGCUUCGGGAGCAACGCAUAUGCUUAA
Hypoxylon fragiforme is the source of this 972-nucleotide messenger RNA. Its product is annotated as Pkinase-domain-containing protein. Gene Ontology annotation, molecular function: cyclin-dependent protein serine/threonine kinase activity; cyclin binding; ATP binding. Gene Ontology annotation, biological process: protein phosphorylation; G1/S transition of mitotic cell cycle; regulation of gene expression. NCBI's taxonomy places the organism in Eukaryota, Fungi, Ascomycota, Sordariomycetes, Xylariales, Hypoxylaceae. The coding region runs from base 1 to 972 and encodes 323 amino acids. The transcript has 3 exons. Gene Ontology annotation, cellular component: nucleus; cyclin-dependent protein kinase holoenzyme complex; cytoplasm. The record is from RefSeq and is a predicted model, not a curated record.